AGUGAGAAUAUGGGAGCAGAGAACACAACACUGCUGACAGAAUUUGUUCUCACGGGACUCAGUCACCAGCCACAAUGGAAAAUCCCCCUGUUCCUGCUGUUCUUGUUCAUCUAUCUUAUCACCAUUGUGGGGAACCUUGGUCUGAUCAUUCUCAUCUGGAAUGACCCUCGCCUUCAAAUACCCAUGUACCUAUUUCUUGGGUGUUUAGCUCUUGUUGAUACUUGGUUAUCAUCCACAGUGACACCAAAGAUGCUCCUCACCUUCACAGCUAAGAGCAAACUGAUCUCUCUUUCUGAAUGCAUGAUACAGUUCUUUUCAUUUGUGAUGUGUGCAACCAUGGAAUGUUUUCUCUUGGCAGCAAUGGCCUAUGAUCGCUAUGCAGCCAUAUGCAAACCCUUACUGUACCCAGUGAUCAUGACAAAUAGACUGUGUGUUCGUCUGUUAGUCUUGACCUUUGUAACUGGAAUUCUUCAUGCUUCAAUUCAUGAAGGCAUGCUGUUCCGAUUAACCUUCUGUAAUUCCAAUGUAAUACAUCACUUUUACUGUGAUGUUAUGCCACUGUUAAAGAUUUCCUGUACCGACCCUUCUCUUAAUUACCUGAUUGUUUUUAUUUUCUCUGGCUCAAUUCAAGUUUUCACUAUCUCAACUAUUCUAGGCUCUUACACACUUGUUCUCUUUACAAUCUUAAAAAAGAAAUCUGCCAAAGGCAUAAAGAAAGCCUUCUCCACCUGUGGAGCUCAUCUCCUUUCUGUGUGCUUAUAUUAUGGUUCGCUUCUCUUCAUGUAUCUGCUUCCUGCAUCCCAAAAAGCACAGGAUGAAGACAUGAUGGACUCUGUAUUCUACACUGUCAUAAUCCCCGUGAUGAAUCCAAUCAUCUAUAGUUUGAGAAACAAGCAAAUCAAAGACUCACUGGAAAAAUUCUUAAAGAGAAAUGUUUAG
Mus caroli (Ryukyu mouse) is the source of this 939-nucleotide messenger RNA. RefSeq names its product olfactory receptor 5H19-like. The record is from RefSeq and is a predicted model, not a curated record. Gene Ontology annotation, biological process: G protein-coupled receptor signaling pathway. Gene Ontology annotation, molecular function: G protein-coupled receptor activity; olfactory receptor activity. Gene Ontology annotation, cellular component: membrane. NCBI's taxonomy places the organism in Eukaryota, Metazoa, Chordata, Mammalia, Rodentia, Muridae.